UUGUCAGAUUGCCGUUCUGGUUCUUAAAUUCUGAAAAAUUUCGUGUCGAUUUGUUUAACGUGGCGAUGGAUGAUAGUGAGACGGAGAGGUUUCAACUCUUCGAUGUUUCAUUUGAGGAUGAUUGCCUGAUAGCUUCUCCUUCGGGCAGAACAUCGAAUCUUCGAAGUUCCAAAAAUCAAAAGGAGAGUGAUGCAGCAGAUUUGAUUAGGCAAAAGGAACGGACACCUGCGUCAUCUGAAUCCUUUGAACCUGAAAGAACAAGAGAAGUUAACAAGUGUAACUUGCGCAAAAGUAUCGCCUGGGAUAGUGCUUUCUUCACAAGUGCUGGUGUUCUUAAUCCUGAAGAGUUGUCUAUCAUAAAUAGAGGAUUCAGUAAAGCUGAAAUACCUCUAUUACCUGGGAUUCAAGAAGAUGUACGGAGAUCUACUGAGUCCAACUCUACAUUUGAGAGUGAUUCUUUGACAUUGGAAAGCAUUGAGAUUGAUUUGUUUGAAGAUCUAAGAUCUUCAAUUCAAAAAUCCAGUAAAUGUUCCAAUGUGACAUCUUCUAGUUGCAACUCAGGACCAGGAGAACAAGGAAUCCAAAGUCUUUGCUCUUCAAAGAGGGUUGGGCUUCCUUCUCAAAAUUUGAUGAAGCCCAUAGCUGCUUCCAAGAGGCAAACCGUUGGCAUUCAAAGCUUGGGAAAUACCCCAAAGAAGGCUUCUGUAUGUCCACAUGUUGUGCAGCCUGCUUCUAAAAGUAGAAAGCCAAAUUCAUCAUCUCUCAAGCCACCCAAGAUACUAGGCAUGGCUGACCCCAUCGCAGCAGCUCCAACAAAAAGGACUUUUUUGAGUGCUAGCCGUAUCAAAGUAGAACAUAACACCACAAAAGCUGCUUCUGGUAAGGGGACCCCUGAUGUGUGGUCCAAGAAACCUAAAUCGGGUGAUUCUGGCAGUUUUACCCCUAGGUCUUCACCAUCCCCAAAGUCUUCCUUUUCAGGUUCUCCUUCUGUUUCCUCAGUUAAUAGAUCUGGAAGCACUUCAUCUGAUUCUAGGGGUAAAUCUCCUGCAAACUCCUGGAGGAACAAAACCAGUUCUAGAAAUGUUAAUCCGGCUCCCUUUGGUUCAACCCGCGUGGAAUCCAUGAGAAAAUCAUCAACAAAUAAAGCUGAUUCUGGCAACUCUCAUCUCUCUGCACACCUAAUGUCUAUGUCCAAGCAUUAUUCAAGCAUAUCACCAGCUAGUUCUAUUGAUGGUUGGUCUUCAGAAUCAUCUUCAUCAACUUCUACUAUCAACCAGAGGUCUAAUAAUUCAAAAACUAGUAAGUCGCCUUGCAGUGGGUUCUCUGUAGAUAAUGAUGCUCCUCAGGCAUUGGAUCUGCAGACACAUCCGCAUAAUUGGGCCAGUUCUAGACAUGGAAGUGAUGGAACAGAGUUGAGGAGUGAAUGUGAAAUGAAAUCACCUGUGGACACCAAUGCUCUUUCUUGUGUGGCUUCCACAAAUGUUUCUAGGAGCAUUAAGCCAUCAGGCCUUCGAAUGCCAUCACCGAAGAUUGGAUUUUUUGAUGCGGAGAAAACUGCACUGCACACUCCCAGGGGAGGUUUGGGAGGAGUAAGAAGUGGUUUGCCUAAAGAUGGACCCGGAAUCAGUUGCCUCAAUGGGAGUGCCAUUAAAAUCAAACCUGGUAAAGUACAACCUGCAAGAACUCUGGCUAGAACUGGGAAAGUGAAAUCUGAAUCUGAGCACACUAGAGUGCUGUGUCCUACAUCAAGUGUAAAACCUAAUUUUGCAGACCUCCAUGAACAAGCAAAUGCUUCACCAAAAGAAACUGGUGAUGCAGUGAAAUGUGGUACUGGUCCGAAUGCAAAAGUCAGUGGUGGUAUAGAUCCAUCGAAGAAUAAAAUAAUGGCAAAAAGUGAAGGGCAGGUCUCUUUAAGAGUUAUCAAGAUUAGUCCCUCAAAAGAAGUUGGGACUUGUUAUUCUAGUGAAAAGGAAAACUCGUUUGGAAUUGAAGAUCAGGUUGGUAAUCUUAUAAGAACUGUUGGAGUUAUAGAUCUCAGUCCAGAUGUGCUGAAUUGAAUUAUGAAGAAGUCCUCUCUUCAUCAACAAGUGUUACAGUUUUAUAUUCU
Molecule: messenger RNA, 2107 nt
Organism: Telopea speciosissima
Lineage: Eukaryota; Viridiplantae; Streptophyta; Magnoliopsida; Proteales; Proteaceae
Product: putative GPI-anchored protein pfl2
Exons: 9
Coding region: 66-2057 (663 amino acids)
Molecular function (GO): microtubule binding
Source: RefSeq, a predicted model, not a curated record